This is a messenger RNA of Mustela erminea (ermine), 6576 nucleotides long. It is a transcript of the gene NRXN3, whose product is annotated as neurexin 3. Bases 1023 to 6113 code for a protein of 1696 amino acids. The transcript has 24 exons. The record is from RefSeq and is a predicted model, not a curated record. Lineage: Eukaryota; Metazoa; Chordata; Mammalia; Carnivora; Mustelidae.
CGAGCUCAGCCCUACACAUCGCCUCUUGCAUGCAACUCCCGGAGAGGGAGAGGCGAGCGUGUCCUCCCCUCUCUCGGAGCCGCCAGCGUCUCUCGAGCCACCGCGGACCUGCUUUUCACACCUCCGACACCCCCCCUCCCUUCUUCCCCGCCACUCCCUCCCAGAGAGAGAGAGAAAAGGAAAAGGAGAGAGAAAGAUUCUGGAAUUUGAACCUUCCCAAAGAGGAAACAUACCCAGCAAAGUCAGUUGACUAAACAUCAAACAAACAAACAGAUCCCAAAUCUUCUGUUCAACUGGAAAGGUGUUUUCCUGGAGUCCUGAGAGGCAGGUAAUGGGCAGGACUGCCUCUGGCCCGCACCAUGAAGCCUGAACCUGCUUCAGCUCUGCCCUGGGCCCUGCCCUGCCUGAGCCCUCAGCUUUGGGUGGCCCCGCUCCCUGCAGCCCCCUGCUGCUAGGAGGUAAAGCUUCUGGGCGGGUCCUUGGCCUGUUUCCGCCUUUCACCUGGCUCACCUCACCAACCGCUCACACCUCCUCCAUCACGGCAGCCCCAGCCCAGCCCUCUCCCCGGCCUCCCUGGCUGGGGCGUUUGGGGGUCCGCUGGGAGGAGCGCGUUGCUGAAGCCUUCCACCCACCAAGUACCUUCUCCUCCUCGAGUCAAGGCCUCCGGAUCCACAUGGAUAGCUGAGGUCUUUUCUUGGAGGACACUUGGCUCCUCACUCUGGUCCCCCACCUCCCCCACCUGACUUUCCUCCUCUUCUGCUGGCCCGGCCUUCCCCCUCUGCCUCGUUGUUGAAUCUCCUGCUCGUGUGCCCAUCUGGGACCGUCUUGCUCACGGUCCUUCUUCCUUACCCUCUGGGUAUUAGUGCGUGUGGACCUCCGCCCUCUUGUGUGCUCUCUGCGCCCCCCACCGCCCGGGCCCAUCUCCUCUUCCUCUCUCCCUUGCGCUGCCAAGGAGUGGGGAUCGUCCCCCCAGGGCUGUUCCCCGCCCGGCGGCUCCUCCGGGCUCCAUCCUGGCAGCCACGAUGAGCUUCACCGCGAACUCGGUUUUCUUCACCCUGAAGGUGAGCGUCCUGCUGGGGUCGCUGCUGGGGCUCUGCCUGGGCCUCGAGUUCAUGGGCCUCCCCAACCAGUGGGCCCGCUACCUCCGCUGGGACGCCAGCACGCGCAGCGACCUGAGCUUCCAGUUCAAGACCAACGUGUCCACGGGGCUGCUCCUUUACCUGGACGACGGUGGCGUCUGUGACUUCCUCUGCCUUUCCCUGGUGGACGGCCGCGUGCAGCUCCGCUUCAGCAUGGACUGUGCGGAGACCACUGUGCUGUCCAACAAGCAGGUGAACGACAGCAGCUGGCACUUCCUGAUGGUGAGCCGAGACCGCCUGCGCACGGUGCUGGUGCUCGACGGCGAGGGCCAGGCGGGCGAGCUGCAGCCUCAGCGGCCCUACAUGGACGUGGUCAGUGACUUGUUCCUGGGCGGAGUCCCCGCCGACAUUCGACCUUCUGCCCUGACCCUGGAUGGAGUACAGGCCAUGCCCGGCUUCAGAGGAUUAAUUCUGGAUCUCAAGUAUGGCAAUUCAGAGCCUCGGCUUCUGGGGAGCCAGGGUGUCCGGUUGGAUGCCGAGGGACCCUGCGGUGAGCGUCCCUGUGAAAAUGGCGGGAUCUGCUUUCUCCUGGAUGGCCACCCAACCUGUGACUGUUCCACCACCGGCUAUGGAGGCAAGCUCUGCUCGGAAGAUGUCAGUCAAGGUCCAGGCCUCUCCCAUCUCAUGAUGAGCGAACAAGGUAGAAGUAAAGCCCGGGAGGAGAACGUGGCCACUUUCCGAGGCUCCGAGUACCUGUGCUACGACCUGUCUCAGAACCCGAUCCAGAGCAGCAGUGAUGAAAUCACCCUCUCCUUUAAGACCUGGCAGCGGAAUGGGCUCAUCCUGCACACGGGCAAGUCGGCCGACUAUGUCAACCUGGCUCUGAAGGAUGGCGCGGUCUCCUUGGUCAUUAACCUGGGGUCCGGGGCCUUUGAGGCCAUCGUGGAGCCAGUGAAUGGAAAAUUCAACGACAACGCCUGGCAUGAUGUCAAAGUCACGCGUAACCUCCGGCAGCACUCAGGCAUCGGACACGCUAUGGUGACGAUCUCUGUGGAUGGCAUCCUUACCACGACGGGCUACACUCAAGAGGACUACACCAUGCUGGGCUCGGAUGACUUCUUCUACGUGGGAGGAAGCCCAAGUACCGCUGACUUGCCAGGCUCACCUGUCAGCAACAACUUCAUGGGCUGCCUUAAAGAGGUUGUUUAUAAGAAUAAUGACAUCCGUCUGGAGCUGUCUCGCCUGGCCCGGAUCGGGGACACCAAGAUGAAAAUCUAUGGUGAAGUUGUAUUCAAGUGUGAGAAUGUGGCCACGCUGGACCCCAUCAACUUCGAGACCCCAGAGGCGUACAUCAGUUUGCCCAAAUGGAACACCAAACGCAUGGGUUCCAUCUCCUUUGACUUUCGCACGACUGAGCCCAACGGCCUGAUUCUCUUCACUCACGGCAAGCCCCAAGAGAGGAAGGACAGUCGGAGCCAGAAGAACACCAAGGUGGACUUCUUUGCUGUCGAACUCCUCGAUGGCAACUUAUACCUGCUGCUUGACAUGGGCUCAGGCACCAUCAAAGUCAAGGCCACUCAGAAGAAAGCCAACGAUGGGGAAUGGUACCACGUGGACAUUCAGCGCGAUGGCAGAUCAGGUACCAUAUCAGUGAACAGCAGGCGCACGCCAUUCACCGCCAGCGGGGAGAGUGAAAUCCUGGACCUGGAGGGGGACAUGUAUCUGGGCGGGCUACCAGAGAACCGUGCCGGCCUCAUCCUCCCCACUGAGCUCUGGACUGCCAUGCUCAACUACGGCUACGUGGGCUGCAUCCGUGACCUGUUCAUUGACGGGCGCAGCAAGAACAUUCGGCAGCUGGCGGAGAUGCAGAACGCUGCGGGCGUCAAGUCCUCCUGUUCGCGGAUGAGCGCCAAGCAGUGCGAUAGCUACCCCUGCAAGAACAACGCGGUGUGCAAGGACGGCUGGAACCGCUUCAUCUGCGACUGCACGGGCACUGGCUACUGGGGAAGGACCUGUGAAAGGGAGGCGUCUAUCUUGAGCUACGAUGGCAGCAUGUACAUGAAGAUCAUCAUGCCCAUGGUCAUGCACACCGAGGCAGAGGAUGUCUCCUUCCGCUUCAUGUCCCAGCGAGCUUAUGGGCUGCUGGUGGCUACUACCUCCAGGGACUCUGCGGACACCCUGCGUUUGGAGCUGGAUGGGGGGCGUGUCAAGCUCAUGGUUAACUUAGACUGUAUCAGGAUAAACUGUAACUCCAGCAAAGGACCUGAGACCCUGUACGCGGGGCAGAAGCUCAAUGACAAUGAAUGGCACACCGUCCGGGUGGUGCGGAGAGGAAAAAGCCUUAAGUUAACCGUGGACGACGAUGUGGCUGAAGGUACGAUGGUGGGGGACCAUACCCGCUUGGAAUUCCACAAUAUCGAGACCGGAAUCAUGACGGAGAAACGUUAUAUCUCCGUCGUCCCGUCCAGUUUCAUUGGUCACUUACAGAGCCUCAUGUUCAAUGGCCUGCUCUACAUUGACCUGUGCAAAAACGGCGACAUCGAUUACUGCGAACUGAAGGCUCGUUUUGGGCUGAGGAACAUUAUCGCUGACCCCGUCACCUUCAAGACCAAGAGCAGCUACCUGAGCCUGGCCACGCUCCAGGCCUAUACCUCCAUGCACCUGUUCUUCCAGUUCAAGACCACCUCAGCCGAUGGCUUCAUUCUUUUCAACAGCGGCGACGGUAAUGACUUCAUUGCAGUUGAGCUGGUCAAGGGGUACAUACACUACGUGUUUGACCUUGGGAAUGGUCCCAACGUGAUCAAAGGCAACAGCGACCGCCCCCUGAAUGACAACCAGUGGCACAAUGUCGUCAUCACCCGGGACAACAGUAACACCCACAGCUUGAAAGUGGACACCAAGGUGGUCACUCAGGUUAUCAACGGGGCCAAAAAUCUGGAUUUGAAAGGUGACCUCUACAUGGCAGGUCUGGCCCAAGGCAUGUACAGCAACCUUCCCAAGCUGGUGGCUUCCCGGGAUGGCUUCCAGGGUUGUCUGGCAUCUGUGGAUUUGAACGGGCGUCUGCCAGACCUCAUCAACGAUGCCCUCCAUCGGAGUGGACAGAUCGAGCGUGGCUGCGAAGUUGCGUUGACCAAAGCUGACCUACAAGGACCAAGUACCACCUGCCAGGAAGAUUCAUGUGCCAACCAGGGGGUCUGCAUGCAGCAGUGGGAAGGCUUCACCUGCGACUGCUCCAUGACGUCAUAUUCCGGAAACCAGUGCAAUGAUCCUGGCGCUACGUACAUCUUUGGGAAAAGCGGAGGCCUCAUCCUCUACACCUGGCCGGCCAAUGAUCGGCCCAGCACGCGUUCGGACCGCCUGGCUGUGGGCUUCAGCACCACCGUGAAGGAUGGCAUCUUGGUGCGCAUCGACAGUGCUCCGGGCCUUGGCGACUUCCUCCAGCUUCACAUAGAACAGGGGAAAAUUGGAGUCGUCUUCAAUAUUGGCACCGUUGACAUCUCUAUCAAGGAGGAGAGAACCCCCGUCAAUGACGGUAAAUAUCACGUGGUGCGCUUCACCAGGAACGGCGGCAACGCCACACUCCAGGUGGACAACUGGCCGGUGAAUGAACAUUACCCCACAGGCAACACUGAUAAUGAACGCUUCCAAAUGGUAAAACAGAAAAUCCCCUUCAAAUAUAACCGGCCCGUAGAGGAGUGGCUGCAGGAAAAAGGCCGGCAGUUAACCAUCUUCAACACCCAGGCGCAAAUAGCCAUCGGUGGAAAAGACAAAGGACGUCUCUUCCAAGGCCAGCUCUCUGGGCUCUAUUAUGAUGGUUUGAAAGUACUGAACAUGGCAGCUGAGAACAACCCCAAUAUUAAAAUCAAUGGAAGUGUCCGGCUGGUGGGAGAAGUCCCGUCAAUCUUGGGAACAACACAGACAACCUCCAUGCCACCAGAAAUGUCUACCACUGUCAUGGAAACCACUACUACAAUGGCUACUACCACAACUCGCAAAAAUCGCUCUACAGCAAGCAUUCAGCCAACAUCAGAUGACCUUGUUUCAUCUGCUGAAUGUUCAAGCGAUGACGAAGACUUCAUUGAAUGUGAGCCGAGUACAGGUAGGUUAGGAGGUGAAUUAGUUGUCCCUCUUCUUGUAGAAGACCCUUUAGCUACCCCUCCUAUUGCUACUCGUGCACCUUCCAUUACACUCCCCCCUACCUUCCGCCCCCUCCUCACCAUUAUUGAGACCACCAAAGAUUCCCUGUCCAUGACCUCUGAGGCGGGGUUACCUUGCUUGUCGGACCAAGGCAGCGAUGGUUGUGAUGAUGAUGGCUUGGUGAUAUCUGGGUAUGGCUCAGGGGAAACCUUUGACUCUAACCUGCCCCCUACUGAUGAUGAAGAUUUUUACACCACCUUCUCCUUGGUAACAGAUAAGAGUCUUUCCACUUCAAUCUUCGAAGGUGGCUACAAAGCACAUGCGCCCAAGUGGGAAUCCAAGGACUUUAGACCUAACAAAGUCUCCGAAACUAGUAGGACUACUACCACAUCUUUGUCCCCUGAGCUGAUCCGCUUCACAGCUUCCUCCUCGUCUGGGAUGGUGCCCAAAUUGCCAGCAGGCAAAAUGAAUAACCGUGAUCUCAAACCCCAGCCUGAUAUAGUCUUGCCUCCGUUGCCCACUGCCUAUGAGCUAGACAGCACCAAACUGAAGAGCCCACUAAUUACUUCCCCCAUGUUCCGUAAUGUGCCCACAGCAAACCCCACGGAGCCGGGAGUCAGACGGGUUCCGGGGGCCUCAGAGGUGAUCCGGGAGUCGAGCAGUACAACAGGGAUGGUCGUCGGCAUUGUGGCUGCUGCUGCCCUCUGCAUCUUGAUCCUCCUGUAUGCCAUGUACAAGUACAGGAACAGGGACGAGGGGUCCUAUCAAGUGGACGAGACGCGGAACUACAUCAGCAACUCGGCCCAGAGCAACGGCACGCUCAUCAAGGAGAAGCAGCAGAGCUCGAAGAGCGGCCACAAGAAACAGAAAAACAAGGACAAGGAGUAUUACGUGUAAAAAUGACACCGCUCACAGUCACGUGAAUUUAUGACAUAGAAUUAUUUCUAUAUACAUCUAUAAAGACUUGGAAAAUGAAUUUCACAGAUGUCAGAACUGUGAUUACUAUGAGAUGGGGUGUACCAUGACUAUGGUGGGGAAAACCAUUUUUAAAAGGACGCACACAAAGAUGUACCUACCUUUAAAAUUCAGCCAUGGCUGCUUUGAUUCAGUCAUCGCUCGGAGACAGAACAUUCUCUCUGCCCUGCUGUAUCAUAAAGCACACACUCUGCGCUCUGGAGCAAGCCGAUGGCUCCCCCACUUUCGCGGACUUGGAAGCUUCCUUCUCUUGAGGACUUUUCACCCAAGGUAGAAGACUUUCAUGGCUUACUUGUUCCAUAACUCCAAGUGAGUCUGUAAUGAUGUUUGUGAAGCUUGACUGUAAUGAUGUUUUUUCUUUUCUUUUGGUUUAAUUAUGUAAAAA